Messenger RNA from Copidosoma floridanum, 3055 nucleotides. Its product is annotated as ubiquitin-conjugating enzyme E2 R2. NCBI's taxonomy places the organism in Eukaryota, Metazoa, Arthropoda, Insecta, Hymenoptera, Encyrtidae. The record is from RefSeq and is a predicted model, not a curated record.
AGUAAUAAGGUGUAGUAAUCGUUGAUGAAAAUUUUCAAACAAGAAUGAAAAAAAUACUAAAUAGUGUACGCAUGCAACUUAAUUGUUAUGGUCAUAACAGAAAAAUAGCGUAGAUUAAACAAAUGGAGCAACAAGAACUGUGAACUGUGAAACUCUGUGUGGGAGAAAAGCAAGCAAGAGCGCCAAGAGCUCGAACUACAACGCAGUAGCUCAAAGCUCAACCUCAGUCGAGUUUUCGAAACGGAACAGUUUGCGUCUGCAGUGACUUUGUCUUGAGUUCUCGUCUCUUAAAAACCUUGUCGCGUUGGUGUCGUUGCAUCGUAACUAUCGCAAGUUAAGAAAAACAAAGCUCAUUAAUUAAGCUCUGCUCGGGAAAAAAAACUUGCUGCAAAAACAACGAUCGCUUCUCGCAGGUUUACUUGCGUAUAUGUGCAUUCGAGAAACAGAGGGAGAAAUAAGUUGUGCGUGUCAGCAGUCCUUUCGUCCUUUGCCCUUAUAGUGUCGUACUGUUGUGUGCUGUGUGCUCCCCCAUCCCUCUUUGAACAAAAGCUGCAGCCAUCGACCCUCUGCGGAAAUAUGCAGCUGCUACAGCAACAACCUUGAUGCAGGCAGAUUGGCAGACGUGACGUGUAUACAUAUAUAUACAUCAUUUUGACGACGAAUAAACUUAUCUAUAGUUGGGCUACCCUUUUUUAUCAUCGUCCUCGUAGGCCAGAGCAAGCCAGCAGCAGGCAAUUUGAGUGUCAUUAUAGGUAGCUGGUGACGACAGUGGAAAAGACAUAUAGAUAGAGAAAGAAAAAAAGUCCAAUUACUGUGACGUGAACAAACGUCCAUAGUAUUAUACAUUAUCGCAAAAAGAGUGAAAGACAGUAAUUUAAACGUAAACGCUACGGACGGAAAGACAUGGCGCAGCCAACGAGCAGCGCGAUACGCGCGCUAGCGCUCGAAUACAAGAGCCUACAGGAGGAACCGGUCGAGGGCUUUCGCGUCAAGCUCGUCGGCGAAGACAAUAUGUUCGAGUGGGAGGUCGCGAUAUUCGGCCCACCAGAUACGCUCUACCAGGGUGGAUACUUUAAGGCACACAUGAAGUUCCCACCAGAUUACCCGUACAGUCCGCCGAGCAUUCGCUUCAAGACCAAAGUCUGGCAUCCCAACGUUUACGAGAAUGGAGACCUGUGCAUAUCCAUCCUACACCCGCCGGUUGACGACCCGCAGAGCGGCGAGCUGCCCUGCGAGAGGUGGAAUCCAACGCAGAACGUCAGAACGAUCCUAUUGUCGGUUAUCUCGCUGCUCAACGAGCCCAACACUUACAGUCCGGCCAACGUGGACGCGUCAGUGAUGUACAGGCGCUGGCGCGACUCCAAGGGUCGAGACAAGGAGUAUGAGAAUAUCAUCAGAAAGCAAGCACAAGCAGCAAAGAUGGAGGCAGAAAAGGAGGGCAUCGUGGUGCCGGUGACCCUCGAGGAUUAUUGCAUCAAGACCCGAGCACGGCCCGCUGAACAACAUCUCGAUAUGACCGACUUCUACGACGACGAGUAUGAGCUCGACGACGACGAUGACGACGAUGACGAUAACGAGGAACACCAGAGCGCGAGCGAAUACGAGGACGGUGACGACAGCGGUAACGGCGAGUCGUGAUCCAUCUUCUGAGCAGCCUCUCCCGCUCUUACCGAGAUUCAUUGAUGAUACACGUACAUACCUACCUACACAUACUUACAGUCGUACAGAGUCUUCAGAGAGAGAGAGACCGCCCGGACAAGAAAAUUAUUUACACACAAAACUUCAAUGAAAUACACCCACAUGAAAUAUUUUACAGAGGUGGAGACAAGUAUACGACUGUAAACGAAAAUUAAAUAACAGCCGUUAACUACGCGCUCGCAUGCGACUCGUCAUCUUACCCUGGUUCGUGCGUUACAUUUUUCGCAUGUGACCUACGAUAUUUUUUUAGAAUUUUUUUCUUUCCGAGAAACCAUUGUAUCAAUACCGAAUUUACACAAGAAAAUACUCAGCACACUAUUAUUACUAAAAAUCAUGUCUUUAAUCACUGCACUCUUGCAGUUUAGUCCAGAGGGUGAAAGCUUGGCUCUAAAAGAACUACAGCGAGUAAACUUGUUGUACACGUCUAAAAUUAAAAAAUUAAAAAAAAAAAAAAAAAAAAAAAAACCAUGUAUAAUGAGCUUCUCUUUGUCGUCAAAAAAAAAAAAUAAUAAAUAAAUAAAUCAUAAUACGUCGGUCCGCUUUGCAACAAUAGAGCGAUACGGAGCCGGUGAGUUUAGGAAAACUUUGACUAAGUAUCCAAUAAUUUUAGAAAAUUUCUAUUGCUUUGCUCAAUUUCAAGUAAGCUGUUUUUUUCUCUGUAUAAAGAUUAUUGUUACAUAAUUUCUCUACCAUCUUUAGACAUUCAUAUUCAUACGUACGAUUCCCUGAAAAACAUUAUAUCUGCUUCUCUUACUCUGCAGGUUUCAUAAUCAAUAUUUACUGUUUUAUGUGUCGAUUUUGUUGCGGUAUUAAAAUAAAUUUUUUUAAAAUCUAUACAUUACCGACAUUCUCUUGCUCUCUGUUUGUGCACAUUGCCCCUCAACGCCGAAAAUUUUCCAAGUUUAUAGAUUUAAACCCAAAAAUCAACAAACACGAUAGAUCUCUCUCCUCCACAUAUUUAAUUGUUUCUUUAAUGUGUUAAUGUUAGCAAAAUGAAUACAUACACCCUGUUGAAAACGAAAUGAAGGCGUUGAUCAAUUAGUUAUUUAGUAUAAUUUGUGUAAUUCUUAAUUGUAAAUAUAUUGUGCGUUAAACAAAUUACUUUAUGUUUAUACAUGAAUUUCCCUCCUACAUUAUAAACAAGUCAAUUUCUCUUGAGUGGAGCGCUUUAUUAUUAUAAUCACUGUUAUUAACAAGGUUACAAUCAACUGUUCACUUGUAGGUAUUUCAAGUGGUCUAUAAAAAAAUUUUGGUGAUAUUAUCCCGUGCUUUUAGUUAAGAUUUGAGAAAAAGAACCUAGACAAAUUAAAUUUUAUGUAUUAGGAAUAUUUAUUUAAUAAAUUAUACUUACGAGAAA